UCGCGUGCUAGUUUUGUACAGAUUACAUUGUGAAUUGUCUACCUCGAACACUCGCGUGCAGGUUCAUUGUCGGGAAAUUAUCUCAUCGUGGUGAAACACUCGCACCGUCCUGUCGAGGAGGAAGAACGAGGCGCCACACUUCUGCAUCGUAGCCUGUUUCUAUAACAAAUAAUAAUAAUUUAAAAGAAACUGGCAAAAUAAACGAGGCAAUUUGACAAGCCUGCAAAGGUCUACGGGGUCCCGGAGGAGGCUGAAUAGUGCAAUGAUGACGGGGAAAUCUGUGAAAGAUGUUGACAGGUACCAGGCUGUCCUCAACUCUUUGCUAGCGAUGGAGGAAAAUAAAUUCUGCGCAGAUUGUGAAUCUAAAGGUCCGAGAUGGGCAUCCUGGAACCUGGGGAUCUUCAUCUGUAUCCGCUGUGCGGGGAUCCACCGCAAUCUGGGGGUUCACAUCUCCAAGGUCAAGUCAGUCAACCUGGACCAGUGGACGCAGGAACAGAUUCAGUGUGUUCAGGAGAUGGGGAAUGCUAAGGCCAAACGUCUCUACGAGGCUUUCUUACCUGAGUGCUUCCAGCGUCCUGAGACAGACCAAUCUGCAGAGAUCUUCAUCAGAGACAAAUACGAUAAGAAAAAGUACAUGGACAAGGUCAUUGACAUUCAGAUGCUCAGGAAAGAGAAAAGCUGCGACAACAUACCUAAGGAACCAGUCGUCUUUGAGAAAAUGAAAUUGAAAAAAGAAGUCAGCCCAAAAACACAGUCCCAGUCUGUCACAGACCUGCUCGGGUUAGAUGCCCCUGCCCCAAGUCCUGCGGUGUCUAAUGGGGGAGGAUGUCCCCCAGAGGAGAAACUGGGCCCGUCGUUGGCUAAUCCAGCUCUGGCACACUCCGCCCUAGAUCUAUUCACCUCUCUGCCUGCUUCCUCCUCUGCCUCCUCCACCAAAACCACGCCUGUGUCCAGCUCCAUGUCUCGGAGUAGAGUGGCUGCUUCUGUCCCUGAGAAUCUCAGUUUGUUCCUUGACCCAGCACCCAAAGCAGACGAGGGGACUGUCAAGAAACUGUCCAAGGACUCUAUUCUCUCCCUGUAUGCCUCCACGCCCUCUGUACAUGCCAGCAGCAUGGCCACUCAUGCUGGUCUGUACAUGAAUCAAAUGGGAUACCCUACACAUCCAUAUGGAUCAUUCCAUUCCUUGGCCCAAGCGGGAGGAAUGCCAGGAACUAUGAUGACAUCACAGAUGGCCAUGAUGGGACAGCAGCAGAGUGGCAUGAUGGGUGUUCAACAGAAUACUAUGAUGGGACAACAGAAUGGCAUGAUGGGUGCACAAGGUGUCAUGGCCCAACCAAGCGGGGUUGCAGUAUCACCUUACAUGUCAGGGAUGGCCCAAGGCAUGAUGGGACAGCAACAGAAUGGCAUGAUGGGACAGCAGCAGAACAGCAUGAUGGGACAGCAACAAAACGGCAUGAUGGGACAGCAGCAGAACAGCAUGAUGGGACAGCAGCAGAACGGCAUGAUGGGACAGCAGCUGAACAGCAUGAUGGGACAGCAGCUGAACAGCAUGAUGGGACAGCAGCAGAUGAGUACUUUGGCCACCCUACCUCACCAGCAGGUCUAUGGCGUGCAACAGGCCCAGCAGCUACAGUGGAACAUCGCCCAGAUGACUCAGCACAUGGCAGGCGUGAAUUUCUACGGCACCAAUGGGAUGAUGGGAUACAAUGGCCAACACAUAAGAGGACCAACAACUUCAAGCUCUGCCCACAUGGCAGCACAUGUUUGGAAAUGAUUCCAUCAUCACGGGAAGUGACGUGAUGUCACUGACCAAUGCUGGAGACGGGGAAAUGGAGUCAAUGGA
Molecule: messenger RNA, 1843 nt
Organism: Lampris incognitus (smalleye Pacific opah)
Lineage: Eukaryota; Metazoa; Chordata; Actinopteri; Lampriformes; Lampridae
Gene: smap2
Product: small ArfGAP2
Exons: 10
Coding region: 263-1774 (503 amino acids)
Biological process (GO): regulation of clathrin-dependent endocytosis
Molecular function (GO): GTPase activator activity
Source: RefSeq, a predicted model, not a curated record